CCUUUGGUUAAUCAUUAUUUAUCUAGGAACUAAUCAACACAAAAGAACUUAGAUGUAUAGGUGUGUCAACUAGCAUGUUACCUGUUGCUAUUUACAUUUUUCAGAUUUAUCAUAAACAUAGGCUGCUUUUAUUUAUAACAAAAGAAAAGUGCAUGAUGCAAUCCAGGCCUACAUAUGCCGCUGUGGUAUGGUCAUCAUACAGAGAGAAGUAUAUAAAAAUAAUAGAGGAUUCAAAUACUGAAGUCAGAUUGAUGCCUUGUCUAGCACAAUAAUUAUAUAGUGCAUGAGGAGAGGUUGGUGAAAUUUAACAUUGGUUAGCAGAUUAGAAAUAAGAACAGACCAGUAUGCUAGUGUGUUGCAUGGCAAGCUUGAUGGGUUGUAUGAUUUGGCUGGGAUGUGGCAGAUGGACCUCAAUGCCAGGAAGUGUAGUAUGAAGCUCAAUGUCAGGAAGAGUAUGCGAGUGUAGAAAGAAAUAACCCCCUACAAAAAUACUCUGACACUACCCUUAGCAAGUCUACUUGUGAGAGAGACAUAAAUUUUGUGAGCUCUGUGAGUUUUGUGAGUCCAACGAACCACUGCAAUUAUUCAAAAAAUUGCUCAUAUAUAAUCACAUCACAUCUAUCAGCCUGCCCUGAAGUCUGCUCUUCUGAACUCAAUCAUGGUAGAGGCUGUGCUGUCCUCACUCCUGCCAGUAUACUGCCCGUGCCUGCCUCGAUCCUCCCAGCCUUCCUUCUUCCAAGAGAGGCAGUGGCUGAAUGGUUAGUGUGCAGGUCCUGCUUUCACCAAGUUCUGGACAAUGCGGGUUCAAAUCUUCUGCUACCACCUGGGAUUUUUCAGUCAUUGCCAAGUGACAUAAGGCUACCCACGUGCUGUCCUGAAGAUCACCUAUCAACCCCAACUCUAGAGGAACUGUCCAAGUGAAUCAAGAAUGAGCUCCGGCGGGCAGCAUGAGCCAAGAAGAAAUGGUGCUGCUAUAAACACUUCCCUGCGCCAUGACGGGCUUGGGUCAACCACCAGGCCCCUGAAGAAAGCCUACCAGCGCUAUAGGCCAGAUAGUGGGGGAGCCUACGUGCAAAUAUCAGCUCCCGUAGAAUAUGCUUGUUAAUUUUUGGCAACCAUUAUAAAUGUAUUGUAGGGACUAUAAAAAAGCGAAAAAAUGAUGUUGCCAACGUUUUAGUUGUUUCAAAUGACCUUGAGGGCAGUUGAAACUUUAAAGGUGAUGUACUCCAAAACUGGAUCACUGUGAGUGUGUUUGAGGGCAUGAAGGGGAUAUGAAUGUUACACUACAUGUUCUUAUGCUGAAGUCUUUUCUAUGCAUGCAUUACGAUGCCUUACAGCACUUAUGGUAGCCAUUUUGAGCAGCAUUAUGUAUCAGCCAUGGUUGUGUUUAAGGAAAGAAAGGAAGUAAGCAAUCCACUCUUUAAAUUUGUGAUGGGCUACAUGCAUAUGAUUUCACUCAUAUACACAUUCAUCCGAGCAACUCGUGAUGGAAUUUGGGAGCUUCAUCUAUUCUAGAAACGCUUCCCAAACAGGACUUACAUGAAUAUGAUCAGCAGCCACAGGAAAUCACCAUGGAUGAGGUUGUUCAGCCAGUCAGAAAGGUAACUGUGAUAGAUGGCAUGGCUCUGGUCCAAGCUCUGGGUAAACCAGCAUGGAUCAAAACUUGUGCCCAGUGGGCUGAAUACUUCAACACAGCUUUGGAUAAAAUGAGUGGACAAUUUGAGGAAGUUCACCUUGUGUUUGACCGAUAUGAUCUCCCAAUAUCACUGAAGGAAUCUACAAGAGAAAGACGCCAGGGUAGCAAGCCAGCCAUUACCUAUCAUGUUGAGGACCAAACACCAGUAGGAAAGGUAUCUACAAAGCAGUUUCUGUCCAGCACUGCAACAAAGGAUGAACUCACAGUCUAUUUAGCACAUAAAGCAGUUAUGCAUUUUGAAGGGAAGUCCACAGUGUUUAUUGCCACCUCAAGACAGGAUGUAUACUCAAACAGCAUUGAUGUUAAGGACAUCCAGAGCUCUCAAGAAGAGGCAGACACAAAGAUUAUCCUGCACUGCCUAAAUGCUGUAAAGAGAGGUGCAACACAACUUUACAUCCAAUCACCUGACACUGAUGUGUUUAUCAUUGCAAUUUAUUAUUAUCAACAGUUUUGCAAGGACACCUAUUUUGUCACAGGAAUUGGACAUAAAAAGCGCACAAUCCAGUUGGCACCAAUAGUAAACAUACUUGGUGUGGCAAGAGUUGAAGCUUUGCCUGGUUUCCAUGCUCUGACUGGUGCUGACCAAACAGGCAGAUUUGCAGGCAAGGGUAAGCUAUCUUGUUGGCAAGCCCUGAACAGGUGUCCUCCACGAGUAUUGUCUGCAUUUGCUGCCCUUGGAGCCUCAAACAACCUUUCAGCUGAGACAGAGAGUGCCAUGGAGUUGUUUGUAUGUCAGCUUUAUCAACCUGGGACAGCAACAACAACAGUCAGGGAUCUGAGGUGGAGACUGUUCAGCAGAAAACAGCUCGAAGCUCAGAAGCUACCACCAACAAAGGGUGUUUUGCAUGAAGCUGUGUGCCGUGCCCAGUUCCAAGCCAUGGUGUGGCAUCAGGCUCAUGUUCCUAACCCCAAGUUACCAAGUGCAACUGAUUAUGGGUGGAGAGCUGAAGGAAGUAAACUAGUGCCCAUAACAACGAAGAUUCCACCCGCCCCAGCAGCAGUUAGCAAUCUGAUAAAAUGUGGAUGCAAAAAGACAAAUUGCAGGACUCAUUGCACUUGCAGAUCUCAGGGCCUCAACUGCUCAAAAAUGUGUAACUGUGGAGCAGAUGAGGACGUGUGUAGCAACACUGAACAGGAAAAACCGCUUGCCAUUGAUGAUGAUGAGGAGGAGGAUGAAAUAAGUGAUCUUUUGAUAUAG
Messenger RNA from Eriocheir sinensis (Chinese mitten crab), 2894 nucleotides. RefSeq lists its product as uncharacterized. The record is from RefSeq and is a predicted model, not a curated record. Gene Ontology annotation, cellular component: nucleus. Gene Ontology annotation, molecular function: histone methyltransferase activity. The transcript is spliced from 2 exons. NCBI's taxonomy places the organism in Eukaryota, Metazoa, Arthropoda, Malacostraca, Decapoda, Varunidae. The coding region runs from base 1572 to 2894 and encodes 440 amino acids.